GGAUCCAAGUUGAGAGAGAGAUAGUGAAUUCAGAGCCAAUCUUGUGAAAUCUAGAAAAACAAAAUCUUUUCCAGAGAGGAAAGAUAAAAACUCUUUUAUUUUUAUUUUUAAAAAGAGAGAGUGAAUGAUGAAGAUUUGGUGUGAUGUUUGUGACAAGGAAGAAGCUUCAGUGUUCUGUUGUGCAGAUGAAGCAGCUCUCUGUAAUGGUUGCGAUCGCCAUGUUCAUUUCGCCAAUAAGCUCGCCGGAAAACAUAUGCGUUUCUCUCUUACCUCUCCUACUUUCAAAGAAGCUCCUCUCUGUGAUAUAUGCGGGGAGAGGCGUGCAUUAUUAUUUUGCCAAGAAGACAGAGCAAUACUAUGCAGAGAGUGUGACAUUCCAAUACACCAAGCUAAUGAACACACUAAGAAACACAAUAGAUUCCUCCUUACCGGCGUCAAGAUCUCUGCCUCUCCAUCCGCAUACCCGAAAGCCUCUAAUUCCAACUCCACAGCUGCACUGAACCGAGCCAAAACCAGACCUAAAUCGGUAUCAGGUGAGGUCCCAAGCUCGGCCUCCAGUGAGGUCUUUGCGAGCUCUCCUUCCACAACUACAAGCAAUUACUACUACGGGCUAGAGGAAAACUAUCAUCAAGUAAGCGACUCUGGUUCUGGAUCGGGUGGUACGGGCAGUAUAUCAGAGUAUUUGAUGGAAACAUUACCGGGUUGGAGAGUGGAGGAUUUGCUUGAACAUCCUUCUUGUGUCUCCUAUGAGGAUAACAUUAUGAGUACUAGUAACAAUGAUUCUUAUAUGGUUUACGAUGGUUCUUCUUCACAGUACCAACAUCAAGGGUUUUGGGAACAAAAACCUUUUUCCUGAGCCUUUUCAUUUGAUUGUUGGGAAUUGAAAUUACGAAUCAAACCAACUUGUUCUUUCAGUUUUUUUUUCUACUCAAAAUAUAUUUUUACUUUUUUUUGUAAGGAAGAAUUCGUUGUCUUUGUCAACAAAAAUUCGGAUUUGGAUUGACAACUUUGACUACCGUCCAACUAUAUUGGAUCGUCAAGAAUAUAACAAGUGAUGGGAUCUGUGGAACAACCAAAGAUGGAAUACUCAUGGGAAUGGUCAAAUUAG
Eruca vesicaria subsp. sativa (arugula) is the source of this 1108-nucleotide messenger RNA. NCBI's taxonomy places the organism in Eukaryota, Viridiplantae, Streptophyta, Magnoliopsida, Brassicales, Brassicaceae. The record is from the annotation of a GenBank genome assembly.